GUGGGUUAAAUAAAUCAAGAUACUUGAAGUGCUUAGAGCAGCGGUCUGCCGGGAGCCAUAGGGGUUCAACUGGACUUCCUGCCACGUGAGAUUUUACCCGCUUCCUAAAAGAGGUUUCGGUUCUGAUCGCCCCUGGGAAGCGGAGCCGGAGGAUGGAAUGCGUCACACCACUGUUCCUGUAUCUCAUAGACUGACUUUCGAAAAUGCCGAGUAGGAAAUUUGCCGACGGCGAGGUGGUGAGAGGCCGCUGGCCGGGGAGCUCCCUCUACUACGAAGUGGAGAUCCUGAGCCACGACAGCGCCUCCCAGCUCUACACCGUGAAGUACAAGGACGGCACCGAGCUUGAGCUGAAGGAGGGCGACAUCAAGCCUUUAACUUCCUUUAGGCAAAAGAAAAGUGGCUCAACUUCCAGUUCUCCCUCCAGACGCCGAGGGAAUCGGUCAAGGUCACGGUCACGCUCUCGAUCCCCGGGCCGAUCCCCAGGCCGAUCCCCGGGCCGAUCCCCGGGACGAUCCCCGGGCCGAUCCCCGGGCCGACCACCUAAAAGUUCCCGCCAGCCUGCCUCUGCUUCGCACCACGCUGACAUUAAGGAAAUGAGGAAGGAAGUGUUGGAAGUGAAAUUGACUCCACUGGUGUUGAAGCCGUUUGGAAAUAGCAUCAGCAGGCACAACGGGGAACCCGAGCACACGGAGUGGAAUGACAUCGCUCACAAAGCCCCGCAGGAAAAAUUCCAUUUGUCACAAGAAAGUAGUUAUAUAUCUGCACAGUAUAGCCUUCGUCCAAGAGGAGAAGAGAACAAGUUAAAAGAAAUAGAAUUUAAGGAAGAAAAGAUUGUUACCAAAGGGCCUGCAUCACUGAGAUCCAUGGAAGUGACAGCCACACCGGCGAAGGACCUAGAGUUCGGAGGAGUGCCCGGUGCGCUGCUGAUCAUGCUGGGCCUGCCCGCCUUCGUCUUCCUGCUGCUGCUGCUGUGUGAACAGGAGGAGCCCAGUCUUCUGAAUUUCCCGCCGCCUCUGCCAGCUUUGAGUGAUAUAUGGGAAACCAGAGUGUUUGGGGUCUAUCUACUCUGGUUUUUUGUUCAGGCCCUGUUCUACUUACUGCCAAUCGGGAAGGUUGUAGAAGGAACACCUCUUACUGAUGGAAGAAGACUCAAGUAUAGAUUAAAUGGGUUCCGCGCGCUCCUGCUGACGGCGGCCGCCCUCGGGGCCGCGCUGCUCUGCGGCGCCGGCGCCGACCUGCUCUUCGUGUACCGGCACUUCCGGCAGCUGGCGCUGGCGGCGCUCGCCUUCUCCGCGGCGCUGAGCGCCUACCUCUACGCGCGGGCGCGGCGCGCGCCCCCGGGCGAGCUGUCGCCCGCCAGCUCAGGAAAUGUUAUCUAUGAUUUCUUCAUUGGCCGGGAAUUAAAUCCUCGGGUUGGUGUUUUUGAUCUCAAAUACUUUUGUGAAUUGCGCCCCGGACUGAUCGGAUGGGUGGUCAUCAACCUGGUGAUGCUUUUGGCCGAGAUGAAGUUUCAGAACCGAGCUACUCCGUCCUUGGCCAUGAUUUUGGUGAACAGUUUCCAGCUCCUGUACGUGGUGGACGCCCUGUGGAACGAGGAGGCGGUGUUGACCACCAUGGACAUCACCCACGACGGAUUCGGGUUCAUGCUGGCUUUUGGGGAUCUGGUGUGGGUCCCCUUCACCUACAGCCUCCAGGCCUUCUAUUUGGUCCAUCAUCCAAACGAGGUGUCUUGGCCGGUGGCUUCUCUAAUUAUUGCUCUGAAAAUUUGUGGAUAUAUAAUCUUCCGAUGUGCAAAUGCUCAGAAGAACGCAUUCCGGAAAAAUCCCACUGAUCCAAGGCUUGCACAUUUAAAAACCAUCCAUACUUCAACGGGAAAAAAUCUCCUAGUGUCUGGCUGGUGGGGCUUUGUUCGCCACCCCAACUACCUGGGCGAUCUCAUCAUGGCCCUGGCGUGGUCCCUCCCGUGUGGCUUCAACCACAUCCUGCCGUACUUCUACGUGAUUUACUUCACCGUGCUGCUUGUGCACCGAGAGGCUCGGGACGAGCGCCAGUGCAGGAGGAAGUACGGCGUGGCUUGGGACAGGUACUGUCAGCGCGUACCCUACCGCAUCCUUCCUUACGUCUACUGAGCCUCAGCCCGCAGUGCUCGUAAGUGCGCCUCAAGAAAAGCAGUCUGCAAGAAACUUGCCUUCAUUGCCCUUUUGAGUCAGAACUCUAGAGCCUAGGAGUAAGCCUUUCCAUGUCGCUGUGUCUGUUUUUACUAAAUCAUAAAUAGGUGUUAGACUUUGCAUUCUGAUAGGGAAUUUUCAGUCCUUAACGCUGUUUUCUGUCUGCCAUCUUUUAUCAGUGCCCUGAGAAAAAGACUUUUGAUGUUUGUGGUUUUUGACUUUUUAAAAUUUUGCUUUGUGAAUUGGUUCUUCUUAAAUGAAAACACUGUUACAGGUAAAGUGUAUUAUGUUUUAUUGCAGUAAGAAUUUUCAUUUGCUUCCUUUAAAUUGACGCAUUUACUAGUGUGACUGGAAGUAGAAACCAGGCUCGCGUCAAACGCCAGAGCUAAGAGGGAGAGAGAAUUAUUAGUGGCACUGUCCUGGGAGGAGCGCCCGGCGGCCUGCGCAGCCAGAGCGUCUGGAGAUGUACAUACAUAGCUUUAUGUAAUAUAUGGUGACUUCAGAGUUUUCUGUACAGUAUUUUGAAUGUGAAAUAAUUGUCAGGACUGAGUAUCUUAACAAAACAUUUGCAGUAUUUUAAAUUAAGUUUUAUAAAGUACUACAGGUGGAUUAAAAUUUUGGAACAAUUAGAAUUCAUUUACUAUUGUAUAAAAAAUGCUAUUAAGAUAUAGGAAGGGUAUUUUUCUUAAUCCAAAGUUUGCGAAUUUGGCUUUUCUACCUCAAUUGCAGGUGUUUGUUUGCCUUUAUAAACUGUUCCAAAUAGAAAAAAGAAUAAAUAUAUAUUUUUGCAGUAACAUCCCUAUUUAAACAUUUUUACACAGACUGGUUGAAAAUUUGCCAUUUCAGGCUAAUAUUUUUAUAUGUUUUUGACUUUUUUAAUUGAACUGUUUUUGCUACUGUCGUGCUCAUGCAGUUUAUACUGUAUUUUGUAUAGUCUUUAUAGUUACAAAAUUCUGUGAAGGAGUGUUGUGUUCAUCUAAAAACAAUUUAAGGGACUAGUUUAAAAUCCUUUCUCUUGUAGUUUAAUAGAUGUGCAUAAGGUAGCUUUAGCUGUUAAGUUCUAGUUCAGUUGAUAUAGUCUCAUCAUUAAUUAUUCUAUAACGGGAAGUCCACUGAAGUUCAGUGUUCAAAUUUCAGUUUGCAGUAUCUUAAACAUAGGGGAAGCUAAUCAAUAGAGUGUGCAGGUUGGGUUUUUUAAUGAUACAUGUUCUACAUGAGCCAUUUGUGGCUGCAGCGCAUGACUCCGUCCCCGCGGCUGUGACCACGAGGGUGGUGUGCGCUGGUGUCCUGCGUCUUGUAGUCUGUAAACACUGUUCGGGGGAAACUGUGGCCCGGCCUCACCCAGGAAGCUGUGGGGACGAAGGAGGGCCUUGACUUCUCCCCCAGUGAUGAGAAAGGGCUGCAGUUUCUGGGUACCAGCUACAAAUUGUUUUUUACCUUUAU
Pteronotus mesoamericanus is the source of this 3611-nucleotide messenger RNA. It is a transcript of the gene LBR, whose product is annotated as lamin B receptor. The transcript has 15 exons. Gene Ontology annotation, cellular component: nuclear inner membrane. Gene Ontology annotation, molecular function: Delta14-sterol reductase activity. Gene Ontology annotation, biological process: cholesterol biosynthetic process. NCBI's taxonomy places the organism in Eukaryota, Metazoa, Chordata, Mammalia, Chiroptera, Mormoopidae. Bases 204 to 2129 code for a protein of 641 amino acids. The record is from RefSeq and is a predicted model, not a curated record.